AUGGAACCGUCACAUGCACAAAGCCACGUAACUGAUGAGAGCUCUAUUCAAGUACAGGAAUCUGGUGUUUCAGAUAUUGGCAGUGAUGGAUAUGACUUAUCAGACUCGGAAAAGGAGCCAGAUCCAUCACCUAAAAUGGAUAGCGAUUUGGAAGUGAUAUCUGAUGAGGAAAUCUAUGAUGGUGACUGUUUGGACGACAAAUAUGCACUGGGGCAAUCCCAUCCAGAUAGCCCUGCAACUGAUGAGAGCUCAAUCAGUGAAGAGGAAUGGUGGGAAUAUAUGAUUGAAAUGGGACUGGAAUUCGAAUCCCGCCAGAAUGUUGCUGAGGUCAAUCAGAACCCAAUUCCUCAAGUGCAUCAACCACCUGCUAAUGAAUUAGACAUUGGUCUGGAGGACCUAAUUGCAUGGAUAUUUGAGAGCAACAUAUUUUCACUGUGUUAUGCUAUUUGGCUCUGCCUGAAAGUUACCGGUCUUGUGAGCUGUCUGCCGACACCUGGAAAUGACAAAUGA
Molecule: messenger RNA, 510 nt
Organism: Mesocestoides corti
Lineage: Eukaryota; Metazoa; Platyhelminthes; Cestoda; Cyclophyllidea; Mesocestoididae
Source: the annotation of a GenBank genome assembly